Messenger RNA from Paramecium pentaurelia, 1017 nucleotides. Lineage: Eukaryota; Ciliophora; Oligohymenophorea; Peniculida; Parameciidae. The record is from the annotation of a GenBank genome assembly.
AUGUAAAAGUAAUUACCAGGAGGUAAUGGACAUCUUAAUGAUGAUCUUAAAUUAAAUUAAGUUGCUUAUGUGGGUGCUCAUAAUUGUGCAAUGUCAAAAAAGUAUGGUUGGACUUAUGCCUAAUAAAAUGUUACUAUUACAGAGUAAUUUGAAUUAUAUGGAGCUCGUCAUUUUAAAGUACCUUUGCAUUGGUAUCUUGAAGGCCAUAAUCCUGAAGUAUAUCAAUUUAUUAUUCUGAGAUAGCAGUUGCUCAUGAACCUGAUGGACGUUCUAAUUGUAAAUUGACAGUAAUGUAAAGAGGUUUCAAAAAACCAGAAAAAGCAAAUAUACGUUUAAAAGAGAUUGUAGAUUUAUCUUUUUAAUAUCCUUAUGAAAUUAUCAUAUUAAAAAUAGAGAGCAAAUUAUUAUGCAAAAGUAAAAGAAAUGGAACUAAGUUUUGGGAUCCUUAACUAAUGAGCAUUAUGUUGCAUAGUUUAUUAGUUUAAAUAAGAGCAGAUUAAAGAGCUAUUAGAAUUGAAAAUGAAGGAGAAAUUCCAACUUUAGGAUGGUGUAGAGAGAAUCAAUAGACUAUAUUAAUAUGUAUAGAACCAAAAGAGUAAAUAUUUGGAGAAUUAUCAAAAUAUACUUAUUAUUCAUAUAUAUUAAGUGCAUAAGUAGAUUGGGAAUUAAAUCCUUUAGAAGAUGUACAAAAUGGUGAAGUGGCAAGAGGUAAAACAAAUUAAGAAACUGGUGAAAUAUUGUCUCCUUUUUUAGAAAUUCAUUAUUGUCCAGAAAAUUCAUUAAAGUACUUUUGAUAUUAUAAUAAUAAGGUUAGAUUCGUCAUAUAGAAAGAAAUAUAACUCAUAUAAUCAUGGCAGAGAGAGAUUUUUAUAAUAUUAUGAAAAAUGCAAGAAAUUGCCUAAUUUUUUAGUAGCUGAUUUUAUAGAUUAAGGAAGAUUAUCAGAUAUUGUAGAUGAUGUGAAUCUAAUCAUAAACUCUAAUGGUAAGUUUUUACCAGAAUUGUUUUAAAUAUUAUGA